AAAAAGCAAAAUCUUUAUUUCUCAAUGUUUGAUGAGGAUAGUGUAUAUUUGUCAUAAAAUGAAAUUUCAUACUAGAAUCACAAUGAAAUUUCAAAAAACUCCUACUAAAAGUUAAAAGACUUGGUGCCACCCUAGGGGAAAGUGCAAAAAUUGAAGAGGAAUUAUAAAUCAAAACUUUGGAAUGAGAAGAACACUGAAUUAUUAUAUAGGCUAAAUGCUGUUUUCUCUGGAAGCAUUGAUAUGAUAUUUAAUUAUUUCAAAAAUUAUGUCGACUUCAAUAUUACUUUGAAAAAGAUAAAAUAAAAAUUCAAGUAAGAAUAGAGAAACAACCCUGAUAAACUGUUUGACAAAUGCAAGAAGCCUAAAUUAAGAGAAAAACUUUAAAAAAAAUUAGAAUAAGUGGCUAAAAUGCAAACCUUAAAUUUAGUGCCUAGAUGGAGUCAAGUAUCUGAGAUAGAUAAAGAUUAAAUCUAAGGAGAAAACCAAUAAGACACUGAAAUUUAAUAACACAUAUUUAAUGAGAUAAACGAACUGUUGAAAACAAAUAAAAUAAGAUAAGCUUAAUAAAGAAGUCAAUAAUAAUCAAAUUGA
This is a messenger RNA of Paramecium octaurelia, 591 nucleotides long. The record is from the annotation of a GenBank genome assembly. Lineage: Eukaryota; Ciliophora; Oligohymenophorea; Peniculida; Parameciidae.